Brienomyrus brachyistius is the source of this 2737-nucleotide messenger RNA. RefSeq lists its product as uncharacterized. Bases 24 to 2594 code for a protein of 856 amino acids. The transcript is spliced from 6 exons. The record is from RefSeq and is a predicted model, not a curated record. Lineage: Eukaryota; Metazoa; Chordata; Actinopteri; Osteoglossiformes; Mormyridae.
CGACCAGCAUUACAGCUAAUGCCAUGGGGUCGGACGACUCUCGACCUUCCCUCCUCUCAAAGACUCCGAUAUAUGAUGCUACUGAACCAAACAACACACCUCAACAGAUUGCCAAUGAAGAUGAGGUUUUUGUACCAAGACUCAGACGGACUAAAAGUAUUGAAAUGAAAGACGCUGUUCCUGACAAUUCUGAUGAACUUUAUGAUUCCACAUCAGGGAGUAAUGAUGAUUAUAUUCCAGAUACCACUUGUGAAAGUGACAGUGGAAGUGAAUACAGCUUUAAACAAAACCUAAGGACCAAGAAUCAGUCUUUUGAUUUGCUUGAUGUCUCUGGUUCAGUGAGUUCCCAAGUCUGUGACUCGACAACCCCAGACAAAAUGACUUAUGAUGACCACAACCUUGCAUCUGAAGUCACUGGAGCAGAAGAAGAAGAACCCUCUUCAAGUCAGAAUGUAAAUGACAUCAUGGUUGUUAAGGCAUUAAAAAAAAGAGGAGGGAAUAGAAUUUACAACAAGAAACACUAUUGCUUGUAUUGCUCUAAACCAUAUUCUAAGAUCGCAAGGCAUCUAGAAGGUGCACAUGAAAAUAAACCUGAUGUAGCUAAAGCUCUAAGCUUUCCAAAGGGUUCCAAGGAGAGGAAAAAACAGCUAGAUUAUAUUCGUAACAGAGGAAAUUAUGCUCACAAUGCUGCUGUAAUGGAGUCAGGAAAGGGGGAACUAGUGCCAUUUAGGCGACCUCAUAAAGAAGUGCAGGGAAAGGAAUUCAUGCACUGUGCAUAUUGUCAAGGUCUUUUUACAAGAAAGGUUCUUUGGCGGCAUAUGCAUAAUUGUAAACUUAAACCCGGAUCAGUCACCUCCAAACCAGGAAAGAACCGUGUUCAGUCCAUGUGUACAUACACAGGGCCUGUGCCUUCACACGUAAGUAAACAACUGUGGGGAGUAAUCGGUGCCAUGAAUCCUGACCCAGUCACAGAUAUAAUCAAAAAUGACCAAGUCAUUAUUGCUCUUGGACAGCACUUGUUAAACAAAGGUGGACCAUCACGCAAGAAUCAACAGUAUGUUCGAGAGAAGAUGAGAGAAAUCGGAAGGCUGAUUUACAAUGCCAGCAAAGUGACCACCUUAAAAAAAUUGGAAGAUUUCAUAAAUCCAAAGAACUACAUGGACACUGUCAAAGCUGUCAAGUUUACAUGUGGGUAUGACAGUGAAACAAACAAGUUCUUAAUUCCAUCACUGGCAAACAAACUUGGAAAUGCCUUGGUUAAAGUAAGUAAACUUUUAAAAGCUCAGGGUUUAAUCUCAAACAACAAAGAGCUUGUUGAGAAUGCCAGUAAGUUUCUAGAUGUCCAUCAGCAAAAGUGGAAUGAGAUGAUCUCAGCUACUGCAUUGAGGAACAUCAGUGAAGCAAAGUGGAAUGUGCCCACUCUCAUGCCCUUUACUGAAGAUGUCCAAAAAAUGCAUGCAUAUCUCAAUGAAAUGCAGGAUAACUGGUACAAAUCGCUCUAUGAAAAUCCCUCUGUAAAAGCCUGGAUUGAGCUUACAAAGGUGUGUAUGACCCAGAUCAUUCUCUUUAACCGGCGCAGGGAAGGAGAGGUGGCAAGCAUGCCCUUAUCUGCAUUUUUAUCGAGAGACACCUCUGAUCCACAUCAGGAUGUGGACUGGGCUCUGUCUGAAGUGGAAAGAAAACUUUACAGACACUUUACACGGAUUGUCACCAGGGGGAAACGUGGUCGCCCAGUUCCAAUUCUAUUGACUCCAAAAAUGCUGUGUGCAUUAGAACUCCUUGCUAAGCAGAGAGGGGCCUGUGGGGUACUAAAGGACAAUCAGUAUAUGUUUGCGAGACCAGAAGCUAUGACACAUUUCCGAGGUUCUGAUUGCAUCCGUGGAUUUGCCAAGGUGUGUGGUGCAAAAUGUCCUGAAUCACUGACAUCUACCAGACUGCGAAAGCAUGCUGCAACCCUUUCAACUGUGCUGAACAUGACAGACACAGAGAUGGACCAGCUGGCCACCUUUCUUGGACAUGACAUUAGAAUCCAUCGUGAGUUCUAUAGACUCCCUGAGAAGACCCUGCAACUUGCAAAGAUCAGCAAAGUUCUAAUGGCACUCGAGCAGGGAAGAUUAGCUGAGUUUCAUGGCAAGAACUUGGAUGAAAUUCAGAUAGAUCCAGAUGAAAAAGUUCUGGACAGUGAUGAGGAAGACUUCCAGGAGAAAUGUCAGGCAGAUUCAUCAAUUAUAGAUGAACCAUCAGCAGAGGAGAUACUUCCUCCUACCGAAAGGAAUGAAAUGCCGCCACCACCGUCCAAGAGACAUAAACCACUACCAUUAGAUGAUACAUCACCGUCAGUAGUCAGUACUGUGAGGCCUUCAUCCAAAGGUAAAGUGACCCAAAAGAAGAGACCCUGGCAGCAGACAGAGGUGCAGGCAGUGGAGAGGCACAUGAAUCGGUUCAUCAUAUCUGGUAUUGUGCCAGCAAAGAGCGAUUGCGAGAGGUGUUUAAGAGCGGAACCAGAAGCUCUUAAGCAAAGAAACUGGGAGAACUUGAAAUUCUAUGUGUAUAAUCGCAUCACGGCCUACAAAAGGGAAAUUCAACGUAAAUAGGGUUAAAGUUACGAAUUCUCUGGUAUGGCUUUUUGUUUCCGUUUGCCAGUGAUUUGGAAAAGUUCCUGUUUUAAAACUCAGUCAACAGGAAUUUAUUUGCUUUUAGAUUCAUUUGACUUCAUUUGGUGAGUUUGUGAAGUUGA